CACGCACUUGCUCAUUUCCCCGGGCUCCGACCUCCACCUGCCUCACCUUCCCAACUUCAACGAUGCUUUGCAAUGAAGAACCCGAUAAUGCUCGAGCUCGCAUCCCUCCGACGGAACCACGAGCUAUUGGAGCAAGACGAUGCGGAGAAUAAAGAUAUAGCACCGCCGAGAAAGCCACAUGGUGGGCGCUUUGGGGGCUGGAAAGCGACGAUGUGCCUGGGCGCUACGACAAGUGUCGUCGUUCUGAUUUUGAAUCUCGUGAUGCUCCUGUGGGCGACUUUGCGCCAUUCAGCGACUGAAUCCGUCUUAUUCUCUGGCAAUUGCGACCGUGUAAAGCAGAUCAGCGCGGGGAUUCACUUCUUGAUUAACAUACUAAGCACGCUACUCCUCAGUGCCAGUAAUUAUGCUAUGCAAUGCCUAAGCGCACCAUCACGAGGAGACUUGGACCGCGCCCAUGCGAAGCAUAAAUGGCUCGACAUAGGCGUUCCCAGUCUGCGAAAUCUAAGCAGAAUACCAAUCACUCGAUCGCUGCUUUGGUGUUGUCUGGUUUUCUCCUCAGUUCCGCUUCAUUUGUUCUACAACUCAUCCGUCUACUCCACAAUAUCAGCCAACGCCUACGACGUAUACGUCUCAAACUCAAGUUUUCCAACACUCACACUCGAACAUGUUACCCUUAUCUAUGAUGGAGCGAACGACAUGCUCUUGGACUAUGCACCAGCUCGAAGACUUGUCAAGCAAGCGAACAUUCUCAAAAGACUGUCGAUCCAGGAUUGCCUCGACGCAUACGCGACAAAUUUUCAAUUACAGUACGGCAGCGUCGUCUUGAUCAGCGACGGCUUCAGCGGCGUGAACUCCUCCAUCAGCAGGGUCUACAGCCAACAGGUCCCCUCACCGCAUGACGAUCCAGAAAUCGACCCCUAUCGAUGGAUCUGUGCUGACCGGCGCGGGAUGGCCUUGGAACAGCCGUGCUCCCAGUAUCUUUCUGAUAUCCGCUUGCGCGAUGAUUGGGUUGUGUACGGAUACAAGGUGAACUAUUGUCUAGCCGACAUGGAGGGCGAGAAGUGCACGCUUGAAUUUAGCCUGCCGCUCGCUAUAGCAGUUACUGGGGCCAACUUCGUCAAGGCUGUUCUUAUUGUCCUUGCCACGGUUCUUCUGAGCGGAGCGCCGAUCUUGACGGUUGGUGAUGCGAUUGCGUCUUUCUUGCGCUCGCCUGACAAUAUGACUGAGGACAAUUGUCUCUUGAGCCGAGAGUUAGUCGCGUUGAAGAGCAAGAACAAGAAGGUUGCGCUGUUCUCGUCCACUAUGCAGAAAGUGGCGACAUCUUUAACCUGCAAGCUCGGUGCCCUCGGAGUCAAGGUUCCCAGUACGUUCCGCUUUGGGUCGUACACGGCUCAGCAUCCGGAAGAAUCGCAGAAGCCGGCAGUGUACAAUGCCACGCCGAAACGACGGUGGUCAUCGCUAUCACUCACCCGCUGGGUACUCUGCCUAUCUAUCUACACAUCUGCUCUAAUCCUCUGCAUCGCCCUCUUAAUCCACGGUGUCACCCGCCUAGAUGACCAAUCCGGCCUGUGGACGUCCGGCCUCGCGUCCAUAAACACAAAAACAAUGGUCGACACCCUCAACUGGCCCGGCGGUCUAAUCCCCAACACGCUAAUAGCCAACAUCCCGCAACUCAUCUUCUCCGCCCUAUACUUCAUGUGCAACGCCAUUCUGACGAAUAUGGCCCUCGCGACGGAAUGGGACCGCUUCGCGAUAACCCGCAAGGGACUCCGCGUCAGCGCACCGCCGCAGGGCCACCAGCGCAGAACGCACUUUCUAUCGUUGCCGUAUCGAUAUGGGGUGCCGCUUAUAGCACUCUCGGCGUUGCUCCAUUGGCUUAUGUCGCAGAGUAUCUUCCUUGUUAGGAUAGUCGUCUAUAGGGACGGUGAGCGCAGGCCGAGUGGUGAUACGAUGACGGUGGGAUACUCGCCGCCGGCGAUUGUUAUCGGGGUAUGUGUUGGCGUGCUCUUGCCCGCUGGGCUGCUUCUCACCGGGAGACGGAGGUUUCGGUCGGGCAUGCCGGUUGCGGGGAGUUGUAGUUUGGCUAUAGCUGCUGCUUGCCAUCCUCGUUCUGCGGAGACCAGGUCGGAGGGGAUCGAGUAUGAGCGGCUGAAAUGGGGUGUCGAGCCCUGUGAGGAGGGAGAGGUUGGGCACUGUGCGUUCUCGGGUGCGAAGGUUGAUAAGCCUGUGGAUGGGAUGGUGUAUCAAUAAAAGCGCUAUUUACCACAUUAUCAACCACUUCACUCUAUAUCAAUACCCGCCAGAAUCGUGGCGUGGAGAGCACCGGAUGCGGCGAAUGUCAUGGGUGCACCAAGCGCACCGGCCACUAGCCAAAGGGAGCCUUGACUAACGACGGAGAAGGCGAGUAGCGCUUAGUAGAGGAUCCAUUGGAGAAGGGCGUAUUGCCCGCUGAUGAGGUUGAUACAUUCGACUUGACCUGCGUCUGAGGUGGCAUUGUACCAGAGAAAGCUGCUCGAGGCGGCCAUCUGAGGGAGAAUAGUUAGUAAACAAUGAAGAAAAAGUGAAGGUGUAGACGGCAUUUUCUGCCAUUCCUAUGUGGCGGGUCUAAGGAUGAUUCCGAGUCAAGUCGAAAGCGCAUGUAGGGCCGCCGCUAUAUGAAUUAUUUUCGCUACUGGGCAAACAGGGGUCCCAGGCACAGCCUCAUAGCGGG
Aspergillus calidoustus is the source of this 2710-nucleotide messenger RNA. NCBI's taxonomy places the organism in Eukaryota, Fungi, Ascomycota, Eurotiomycetes, Eurotiales, Aspergillaceae. The record is from the annotation of a GenBank genome assembly.